Molecule: messenger RNA, 1524 nt
Organism: Symsagittifera roscoffensis
Lineage: Eukaryota; Metazoa; Xenacoelomorpha; Acoela; Convolutidae
Product: soluble calcium-activated nucleotidase 1-like
Exons: 1
Coding region: 72-1220 (382 amino acids)
Biological process (GO): proteoglycan biosynthetic process
Molecular function (GO): UDP phosphatase activity; GDP phosphatase activity; calcium ion binding
Source: RefSeq, a predicted model, not a curated record
UAAUUGUAUUUGAGUGCUCGUAUUUUCCUCGAGAUGACGUAGGUGCUCAACUGAAGAAUGAGUUGACAACAAUGCGCAUUUUGUUCCCGAAAAUGUUUGGUUGUGGAGAAAGCUCAAUCAAGCUUAACACCAAAUUCACUAUCCUGUUGGCCCUGUUUUUCAUCGUAGUGUUUCUGUUUCUAGUAAUACCCUCAAAGCACCAUAAAUUGCCUAAACUGGCUAUGAUAUAUGAGCCUACUGACUUCGCGAGACCUUUCAACCGAACGUACCCAUUCACUGCCCGGUUCAUAGACGAAGAGGGAAAUAUACAUAUGCGACUAGCACUCAUAUCAGAUCCAGAUACAAAGUCCAAACUAGAAGAGAAUACAUGGGUUUCCAAGUUACAGUUUGCAGAACUCAUUUUGGACUCGGAGUGGAAAACGGCGAAUUUGCUGCUGAAAGAGAAAUGUGACAUCCGCAAUCAGUACGCGUACAAGGGUCGCGGCUCUGAGUUUUCAGAACUGAUAGCAUUCAACGGUGAUCUAUACACUGUAGAUGACAGAACGGGCAUCAUCUACAGAUUCAUUGCAAAAUGUCCGGAUCCCGAGUUGAUUCCCUGGGUCAUCUUAUCGGACGGGCCUGGAAACAUGAACAAGGGCUUCAAAGCCGAGUGGUUGGCUGUCAAAGAUGAUGUAAUGUUUGUAGGGGGAAUGGGCAAGCCUUUUAGUGACCCGAUGACUGGCCAAGUUAUCAACAAUGACCCAAUGUAUGUAAAGGCAAUUUCACACACUGGACAGGUUCAACAUUUAGACUGGCGACAGAAUUACAGAAAUAUGUUGAAUUCAUUAUCACUGGCGCCCAGUGGUUACUUAUUGCACGAAGCGGCUGCCUGGUCCCAACAUCAUAAGCAGUGGUUCUUCCUACCGAGGAGAGAGUCGAGUGAAAUGUAUAAUGAGGUAGUCGAUGAAGAGAAAGGAACGAAUGUCGUUAUCAGAACGUCUUCCACUUUUUCAAACGUCAAAUACUCGCGACUACCGGCAGCACCCAUUAAGAAACGAGGCUUCUCGUCGUUUAAAUUUGUCCCACAUACAAACGACUUGAUUAUAAUUGGGAUCAAAACGAAAGAGUUCAAAGGAGAAGUGGCUUCGUAUGCAACAGUAUUCAAAACGAAUAUGGAUUUACUGAUGGAAGAGAUCGAAAUUUCGCCGACCGACAAGUUUGAAGGCGUAGAAUUUGUUUAGCCACCAUUCUUCUUAAUCUACCUCUGAAAUAUUCAGUAAUGAUGUUGCAAUCGCUUCAACGACCACGCAUAGUUCGGUUCAAUCUGUAUAUAGUUUUAAAUAACCCUGACCUUGAUACAUAUUACUCUCCAUCCAUUUUAAUAGCUCCUUCAUUUUGCUUUUUUGCUACCGACGAAGCCCUAUUAGUAAAUUAGAUGACAUAUAUUUUUUGAAAUUUGUUAGUGUUUUGAUUUUAGAAAGGGUUUGUAGAAUUUUUUGAAGCUUCAGUGUUUUGCUCGACUUCUAAACAUGAGGAUUAAAAAGU